CAAAGUCUGCAGAAGUGCGUCACAGCAGCCUUAUAAAGAGGAACUUUUUUCAGUGCCCAAACACACUUGAUUUUUUCUUCUUCUCUCAGACGGAUAACAGGAAGCCACUGCCAAGAUGAGACUGUUCCUUGCAGUUGCCGUGCUGAUGCUGGCUUUCGUCGCAUACACAGAGGCCCAGGAAGAGGAAACUGUCCAGCAGAAGUUAUCCAAUUUAGGCGAUCAGAUGACUGAGAUGGGCAAGAACCUGGCUGAGAAGGCAAAAACUACCUUUGAUGAGCUCAGCAACAGCCAGUUUGCAAGUGACACAAGAGACUGGUUCACCAAGCACAUUGAACAGUUAAAGAGCAAGUUUGGGGACGUCGCCCAGUAGACAAAUGAACAGGUCACUUUCCUCAACACCCACCUCCACCCUGACGUCACGUCCAUCAGCUGACAUGACAACAUGGUUACAUUACCCCUCUAUGAUUUCUUUUUGGUCAUAAUUGGACUGUAAUAAAAUUAAAGAAACAAUGUGAAAGAGUGUACUAAGACGUCAACAAAUAAAUACGUUUUUUUUAUAUAAAA
Labrus bergylta (ballan wrasse) is the source of this 564-nucleotide messenger RNA. RefSeq names its product apolipoprotein C-I (gene apoc1). Gene Ontology annotation, biological process: negative regulation of very-low-density lipoprotein particle clearance; triglyceride metabolic process; negative regulation of lipoprotein lipase activity. Gene Ontology annotation, cellular component: high-density lipoprotein particle; very-low-density lipoprotein particle; extracellular region. Gene Ontology annotation, molecular function: fatty acid binding; phospholipase inhibitor activity. Lineage: Eukaryota; Metazoa; Chordata; Actinopteri; Labriformes; Labridae. The record is from RefSeq and is a predicted model, not a curated record.